Messenger RNA from Aegilops tauschii subsp. strangulata, 932 nucleotides. RefSeq lists its product as uncharacterized. The record is from RefSeq and is a predicted model, not a curated record. NCBI's taxonomy places the organism in Eukaryota, Viridiplantae, Streptophyta, Magnoliopsida, Poales, Poaceae.
UCAUCGCCUCCACCGCGCUGCUCCUCCUCGGCAGCGACCUCGCCCUCCAGCCCCUCGCCGACGAGAUCCAGCUCGACGUCAAGGCGCUAAACGGCACCGACCCCGGCAGCCUGGAGUACGCCAAGCUCGUACAGGAGAUCCAGAAUGACACCAAGGAGCUCCUGCUCGUAGGCGCGGUGUACCUCCUCUUCGCGAUCGUCGUCAGCUCCGCCGUCCGGAUCAUCCUCCUCUUCGCCACCGUCUUGACGUACUCCGGCGAGCAGCGUGCUACCUUCAGCGAGCUCCUAGGAAAAGCUAAGGCGCAGCUGAAGGGCCCCCUGCUCACGCUCGCCUUCGUCUACGUCCUGGAGAUCGUCUACAUCGUGUUUCUGGCGUUGAUGGGGGCACUUCUCGUUGUUCUCAUGGCGAAGCAGUACUUCGUGUUGCUCAUCCUGGCGUCGCUGCUAGUCCUCUCCGCGGCCAUCUCCCUCGUCUACUUCUCCUUCGUCUGCUCUUUCAGCGUCGUCGUGGCGGUGGCCGAGCCCGGCUGCCAAGGGGCAGCCGCGUUAUGCAGGGCGUGUAGGCUGGCGAAGGGGAAGAAGUGGCAGGUCGUGCUGUACGUCGCCGUUACCUGUGCCCUGGCCAGCGUCCUUUCGCCGGUGCACACGCUCGCGACGACUUGCGCGGGUAAUAGCGUGGCUCUUGGGUUGCUCCUAGGUUUUGUGUACGCCGUUCUGAUGGCACUCGUGCAGUUGUUCGCCGUCUGCGCCAUGACCGCGUUCUACUACGAGCGCAGGGAGAACAUCGACAGCCAGCUGGGGGAUACUGCAUACGCCAAGUUAUCAACGGAAGAAGCAAACGCUUGAUCAUUCUACUUGUCACAACGAUUGGUGGUGGCAUGUAAUUGACUUGCUUGUAUAUUACUAUUCCCUCCUAUUCCCUCCGUUCCUAAA